Molecule: messenger RNA, 414 nt
Organism: Linum tenue
Lineage: Eukaryota; Viridiplantae; Streptophyta; Magnoliopsida; Malpighiales; Linaceae
Source: the annotation of a GenBank genome assembly
AUGAUGAGGACCAAACCGGCGGUAAUCCAAGCUAAAUUACUAGUGACGGUCACCUUGGCGACCAUAUUGUUCGUGGCACGGCCCACAAUCCAGCGGACGGCUUGUGUUCGAAACGAUUUAAGAGACAGAAUACUGAUAGUGCAUUGUCGAUCCGCGGACGACAAUCUUCACGCUCAUUUGCUCGAUGUUAAAGCCAACAUCUCGUGGAGUUUUAAUGACAACUCGGAACUUGUUAGGCUGACAUUUUUCCGGUGUCGUCUCGCGGUCGAAGAUAAGCGUCUUUCGUUCAACGCGUAUUACCAAGGUACCGACAUCGGAGGUUAUGAUAUUGAGUGGUCCGUCCGGGAUGAUGGAGUCUAUCUGGUGACCGGAGAUGGCAACGUGGAAUCAUCCCCUCGACAAGAGUGGAAUUGA